CCUGUCCUGUUCUGUGGCACUUCAGCAGUAACCUUUAGGAGAGAAACAGAGAGAGAAAUUUGAAAUCCUUCCGCCAUGUUUGAACCCGGUGAACCAUCCAAGCUUCUUUAAAAAACCCACUGUGCUCACUCUUUUCCUUCCCUUUCGGGGUCUCGAAAUCGCUCUUCUUUCCCAAAAAUGGAACCUACUUCGGUCACAAGAAGCGAAAAUACUCACAAAAUCGGUGAAUCUUUUGGUUCCAAUGCUGUUGGAACCGAGUCGUUUACUGACUCCAGUGCUGUCUCAGGGGAGAACAGCUCAAGCAGGUCGAGCUCCGACAAUUCCGCCGGCGACUUAAAGACCACCGACUGUUCUUCACCGCCUCAACUCGGCUGGCCCAUCCGCAAGGCUCAGCUUCGCAGAAGUUCAAAUUCCAAAGCUCGUGAAGUUGAACAAAAGCCCAAUUUCAACGACUCAAAGCUCAACAAAACGGUUCCUGAAGUUCCUGAAGUUUCAGAGAUGGAGAUGAUGAAGGAGAGAUUUGCAAAACUGUUGCUUGGAGAAGACAUGUCAGGCUCCGGUAAAGGGGUUUCCACUGCUUUGGCCAUUUCAAACUCCAUUACCAAUCUCUGUGCUACCAUUUUUGGGCAACUAUGGAGACUCGAACCCUUGCCAAAGGAGAAGAAAUCAAUGUGGAGAAGAGAAAUAGAGUGGCUUCUUUCUGUGAGUGACCAUAUAGUUGAAUUAAUCCCCUCUUUCCAAACAUUCCCUGAUGGAAGCAAGUUGGAGGUUAUGACUUCCAGGCCAAGAUCUGAUAUCUUCAUCAAUCUUCCAGCUCUCAGAAAAUUGGACAACAUGCUGCUUGAAAUUCUAGAGAGCUUCGUCGAUACCAAGUUUUGGUAUGUCGAUCAAGGCAUCAUCGCUUCCAACGGCGAUGGAUCGUCGUCUUUUCGAAAAAUAGUUCAAAGGCAACAGGAAAAGUGGUGGCUACCGGUGCCUCGAGUCCCGCCCGGCGGUCUUAGUGAAGAUUCAAGAAAGCAAUUGCAUCAUACUAGAGACUGCACAAACCAGAUCUUGAAGGCUGCAAUGGCUAUCAAUAAUGUUGCCUUGGCUAACAUGGAGGUGCCUGAAUCAUACUUGGAGACACUUCCUAAGAAUGGGAGAGCUUGUUUAGGGGAUGUUAUAUACCGGUAUAUUACGUCGGAGCGUUUUUCAUCUGAGAAUUUGCUCGAUUGCCUCGACUUAUCCUCCGAACAUGUUGCUCUCGAUGUUGCCAAUCGUGUCGAGGCUGCGAUCUAUGUCUGGCGGCGUCGAGCUCAUUCGAAACCAUUGAUCAAUCCAGCUCGUUCUACUGCAAGAUCAUCUUGGGAGAUGGUGAAGGACCUAAUGAUUGAUGGUGACAAGAGAGAGUUCUUAGCUAAAAGAGCUGAGGGCCUCUUGAAUUCAUUGAAGCAACGAUUUCCUACACUAACACAAACCACUUUAGACACUAGCAAGAUCCAAUUCAACAAGGACGUUGGAAAGUCCAUUCUUGAGAGCUACUCAAGAGUGCUAGAGAGUUUUGCAUUCAACAUCAUUGCUCGAAUCGACGACUUGCUUCACGUCGAUGACUUAACUAAGCAUUCGGAUCGGUUGACAUCAGUCGGGACGGUUAAUGUAGUUGGUCAUAAGAAGGGCGCUUACUCGGUGCAUCUCUCGAGCACUCCAUAUAAACUCGCAUCCACAACUCCAUUGGUUAGUCCAGCCAAAACGGAGAGAGUGCCGUUUCUGAACAACAAGAACAUAGGCAAGCCUCCUCGGCGCGGGUUCGGAGUGAAAAGAGUGUUGACGAAUUAUCUCGGCGUCGAUACGAAAGCGAAAACGUGCAUAGAUUCGAUUGAAGGGGCUGCUUCAAUUCAGAACAUUGUUGUGAAUGGCAGUUCAGAACGGAGAAACAGUUCUUCUGCAGAUCAAAGUGUGGUGAGCUGCAGCAAAUUGCUGGCUGACAAGAUCAAAUAGUCAGUGCAGGAGGAUAAAGAGGAAGAACAUAGUAGUAUACAGAAAUAGAGUAGAAUCAAUUUGUUGUAAAAACUCUUUCGGUGAGAAAUUAUUUGUAUUUAUUUGAUGAUGCUUGAGUUCUGCUUUUUUAGAACCUAAAGCUGUUUUUUCUAGAAUUGCUUGUAUUGUUGUAUUGUGCUAUAUUGUUCCUGACCAACUUUU
Messenger RNA from Cucurbita maxima (winter squash), 2178 nucleotides. RefSeq names its product rop guanine nucleotide exchange factor 5. Bases 178 to 1977 code for a protein of 599 amino acids. The record is from RefSeq and is a predicted model, not a curated record. NCBI's taxonomy places the organism in Eukaryota, Viridiplantae, Streptophyta, Magnoliopsida, Cucurbitales, Cucurbitaceae. The transcript is spliced from 6 exons. Gene Ontology annotation, molecular function: guanyl-nucleotide exchange factor activity.